AUGGAGCGACCCGUCGCGGAGGUGUUCAGCGACGGCGCGUGGGGCGAGCAGGCGAGAGAGGACCGGAUGCAGCUCACGAAGUGCGACGGGCAGGUGUGGCUGGCGCUGAAUAAUCUCACGGUGGACUCGAAGUGCCGCGCCAAGUAUCGGUACGACGACCAUCGAAAGGCGACGCUCGAACGCGUGAAGCGCUUCUUCAACGACGUCCUGUUCGAUCAGCUCCCGAUCUUGAAAGACCUGCAGAGGGUCGUGGACGAGGUCUUGCUCAUGGUGACGCCGUCGUCGCACGAGGUGACGCAGGGGCGCCUCAUCUUGGAGGUCGUCCCGGAGACGCGAGAGGCGCUGCUUAACAAGACGGAGGACGAGUGGAAAGCGAUCGCGAGCGGACACCUCGCGACGCACUUCGCCGACACCCCGGAGAGUCGCACCGCCGCCGCGAUGAAGAUGGACGACAUGGCCGCGAUGUUCGAGUUCAUGUGCGAGAUGGACGACGCGAAGAAGGCGACGGCGAAGGCGGCGAGAAAGCCGGAGCCGCCGCCGCCGAAGGGGAUCGUGCGCGUGGACUUCUCGCGGCUCUCCCCGGACGACGGCGAGUACUACCGCUGGCACGUGUACGACAUGGAGUUCGACCCGCGCGGCGACGCGAAGGAGGUGGAGGUGAAGCUGACGGACGGGAACGUCGCGCGCGGGGAUCAGUACAAGCUGUCGCCGCCGGCGCCGACGACGCCGGCGCCGGGGAAGACGGAGCGCGCGCGCGCCGCGCAGACCGCCGCGGCGGCCGCGAGCGAGCGCACGCCCGUGCCGCACGACGGGAAAGUGGCGGCGACGUACGGCGCGACGAGGGCGGAGGCGACGCUGGAUCUGCCGGCGCCGGGACGGCCGCACGCGGACGUGUACGGCGCGGGGGGGAGCGGCGUCGACGGCGCGGCGUCGGACGCGAUUCGCGAGUUGUCGGACAUGCCGAACGGCGUGUGGGUCACGAUCGGGCAGCUCAGCAGGGACGGGUUCGCGCUGCAGCUCAAGUUGAAGAAGACGAAGGGCGUGCACGAGGCGUACCGGUGCGGGAAGAGCGGGAAGUAUUACGUGUACGAGCCGUCGGGGGGGGCGAUCACGGUGCUGAGGAAAGAGAAGAAGUAG
Molecule: messenger RNA, 1137 nt
Organism: Micromonas pusilla CCMP1545
Lineage: Eukaryota; Viridiplantae; Chlorophyta; Mamiellophyceae; Mamiellales; Mamiellaceae
Exons: 1
Coding region: 1-1137 (378 amino acids)
Cellular component (GO): cytoplasm
Source: RefSeq, a predicted model, not a curated record